Messenger RNA from Stomoxys calcitrans (stable fly), 4039 nucleotides. Its product is annotated as xanthine dehydrogenase-like. Lineage: Eukaryota; Metazoa; Arthropoda; Insecta; Diptera; Muscidae. The coding region runs from base 26 to 4039 and encodes 1337 amino acids. Gene Ontology annotation, molecular function: xanthine dehydrogenase activity; molybdopterin cofactor binding; iron ion binding. The record is from RefSeq and is a predicted model, not a curated record. The transcript has 3 exons.
AUAAAAGCAGUAAAUUAAUAUUUCAAUGGAGAAACGAUUAAAAGAUGUGGAGAAUUCAGACAUGUCAUCAACGCUUAUAUUUUUUGUAAACGGCAAAAAGAUUGUGGAUAUCCAACCUGAUCCAGAAUGUACCCUGUUGUCAUAUCUACGGGAUAAACUUCGAUUAUGUGGCACAAAAUUGGGUUGUGGAGAAGGUGGAUGCGGAGCUUGCACUGUGAUGAUUUCUCGCUUGGAUCGUCAUACCAAUACCGUCAAGCAUUUGGCGAUAAACGCUUGUUUGACUCCCGUAUGUGCCAUGCAUGGACUGGCAGUAACAACAGUUGAAGGUAUAGGAAACUCACGGUCACGUUUACAUCCGGUCCAAGAACGUUUGGCCAAGGCACAUGGCAGUCAAUGUGGUUUUUGUACACCCGGCAUUGUAAUGUCGAUGUAUACUCUGCUUAGAAAUUCGAUGCAACCGUCCAUGAAGGAAUUGGAAGUGACAUUCCAGGGAAAUCUAUGUCGCUGCACAGGUUAUCGCCCCAUUUUGGAGGGUUACAAGACAUUUACCAAAGAAUUUUCCUGUAGCAUGGGUGAUAAAUGUUGCAAAGUCAAUGGGUUUAUGCAGAAUGGAGAUGAUAAUGGCUCCCGAUUGAUAGAUGAUAAACUAUUUGAAACGAAUGAAUUUGUUCCCUUGGAUCCAAGCCAAGAACCCAUAUUCCCCCCGGAACUGCAUUUGAACAAACAAUGGGAUACGGAAUCAUUGAUCUUCCAAAGUGAUCGCGUUACUUGGUAUAGACCAACAUCAUUGAAGGAAUUGAUGAAAUUGAAGGCGCAAUUCCCUCAAGCCAAACUUGUAGUUGGCAACACAGAAGUUGGUGUAGAGGUGAAAUUCAAACAUUUCCUAUAUCCUGUCCUAAUAAAUCCCACUAAAGUACCUGAGAUGACUGAAAUGGUGGAAUUUGCUGAGAGUAUUUAUUUUGGUGCUUCUGUCAGUUUGCUGGAGAUCGAAAUGUAUUUGAGAGAACGCAUAACCAAAUUGCCUGAACAUGAAGUUCGCUUCUUCCAAUGUACGCUGGAUAUGUUGCACUUCUUUGCCAGCAAACAGAUACGAAGCGUAGCCUCCUUGGGUGGCAACAUUAUGACUGGCAGUCCCAUUUCCGAUAUGAACCCCGUACUCAUGGCUGGCCAGGUCAAAUUGAAGGUGGCCAAAAUUGCGGGAGACCAUACAAUACAAUGCCGAGAUGUUGUAAUGGAUUCCAAGUUCUUUACUGCAUACCGUAAAAAUAUUUUGGAACCCCAAGAAGUCCUGUUGGGAAUUCAUUUUCCCAAAACCCUUACCAAUCAGUAUAUGGUAGCUUUCAAACAAGCUCGACGUCGUGAUGAUGACAUAGCCAUAGUCAAUGCUGCUGUAAAUGUCAUUUUCGAUGGUAACACCGAUAGCGUUCAAAAAGUUUGUAUGGCAUUUGGUGGCAUGGCUCCCACAACGGUUUUAGCGGAGCGUUCUGGCAACAUGAUGGUUAAUCAAAGAUGGAAUAGCAAACUUAUGGAACAGGUGAUGGAAAAUCUUUGUGCGGAAUUGCCUUUGGCUCCUUCAGCCCCAGGAGGUAUGAUCGCUUAUCGUCGCUCCUUGGUUGUCAGUCUGUUCUUUAAGGCCUAUUUGAAGAUCACCCAACAACUGAUGAGAGACGGGAUAUUGCCCAAAGAUUUUUUGACCCAAGAAGAACUAAGUGGCGCAGAAGUUUUCCACACUCCCGUCUUAAAAAGUUCCCAAUUGUUUGAGAAGGUGACAUCCUCACAAUCCAAAUGCGAUCCCAUAGGUAGACCUUUGGUUCAUGCUUCGGCAUUUAAACAGGUCACCGGAGAAGCGAUGUACUGUGAUGACACACCACACAUGGAAAAUGAACUCUACCUGGCUCUGGUCUUAAGCACAAGAGCCCAUGCCAAAAUUUUAAAUAUCAAUCCAUCCGAGGCUUUGUCUAUGCCCGGAGUACAUUGCUUCCUCUCAAGCAAAGACCUGACGGCAAAAGAAAAUCAAGUUGGACCUCUGCUUUAUGAUGAACAGGUUUUCGCCUCUGAGGUUGUCUAUUGCCAGGGACAAGUGAUUGGAGCUGUGGUUGCUGACAAUAAAGCCUUGGCACAAAGAGCUGCUCACGCAAUCAAAGUGGACUAUGAAGAUAUACAUCCGGCCGUAAUCACCAUAGAACAGGCCAUACAAUUCAAAUCUUUCUUUCCCGGAUAUCCUUGGACCGCCCAGACCGGAGAUGUUGAGAAAGCUUUCAGGGAAGCGGAGCAUAUUCAUGAGGGCACUUGUCGCUUGGGUGGCCAAGAACAUUUCUAUUUGGAAACACAAGCCUCUUGUGCCAUCCCCAAAGAUACCGAUGAAAUCGAGGUGUUGUCCUCCACACAACAUCCAACGGAAAUACAAAAGCUGGUGGCCCAUGUCCUAUCGCUACCCGAACACAAAGUUGUGUGUCGUGCUAAACGGCUAGGCGGUGGAUUUGGUGGCAAGGAGACUCGACCUUAUUCCGUAGCUUUGCCCGUGGCCUUGGCUUGCUAUCGCUUGAGAAGACCCAUUAGGUGUAUGCUAGACAGGGAUGAAGACAUGAUGCUCACUGGCACCCGGCAUCCCUUUCUGUUUAAAUACAAAAUAGCUUUCAAUGGGAAUGGACGCCUCACGGGCUGUCUUGUGGAAUGUUUUAGUAAUGCCGGUUGGUCCAUGGAUUUUUCCUUUUCCAUUAUGGAAAGGGCUAUAUACCACAUUGAAAACUGCUACAAAAUACCCAACAUCAAAGCCAUAGGUUGGGUCUGCAAAACUAAUUUACCCACCAAUGUGGCCUUUCGAGGCUUUGGAUCUCCCCAGGGCAUGUUUGCCGCCGAACACAUGAUACGCGAUGUGGCCCGUAUUCUGGAUAGGGAUCUGCUGGACAUCAUGAGAAUCAAUUUCUAUAAACCAGGUGACAGAACUCACUACAACCAACUGUUGGAGGACUUUCCAGUGCGCAGGUGUUUUGAGGAUUGCCUGAAGCAAUCGAAAUAUCACCAAAGGAAAUCAGAAAUCCAGGAAUAUAAUCGCAAUAAUCGUUGGCGUAAAAGAGGCAUAGCCAUAGUUCCCACCAAAUAUGGCAUUGCCUUUGGAGUGAAGCAUCUAAAUCAGGGAGGUGCCCUAGUAAAUAUUUACACUGAUGGCUCUGUUCUCAUUUCCCACGGUGGGGUUGAGAUAGGCCAAGGUAUAUACACCAAAAUGAUCCAGUGCUGCGCUCGAGCUCUGGGGAUUCCCUUCGAAUAUAUACACAUAACUGAGACGGCGACGGAUAAAGUGCCAAAUACCUCUCCUACAGCAGCAAGCAUGACCUCCGAUCUCAAUGGCAUGGCUAUUGUAAAUGCUUGUGCAAAGCUAAACAAACGCCUGGAGCCCAUAAAAAAGGCCUAUCCCAAAGGCAACUGGAAAGAGUGGAUCCAUCAGGCCUACAUGAGCAGUGUUAGUCUAUCAGCAACGGGUCAUUAUAAUCUGGAAACAGUGGACUAUCAUCCGGAGAAAAAUCCCAACUCCCAGCUUUAUAGCUACUUCACCCAUGGUGUGGGAGUUGCUGUUGUAGAAAUUGAUUGUUUGACGGGCGACCAUCAGGUAUUGAGUACAGACAUUGUUAUGGACAUUGGCUCCAGCUUAAAUCCUGCCAUUGACAUUGGUCAAAUCGAAGGAGCAUUUAUGCAAGGUUAUGGUCUAUUCACGUUGGAAGAGUUGAUAUAUUCGCCUCAAGGUACGUUGUACUCAAGAGGUCCGGGAAUGUACAAAAUACCGGCAUUUGCUGAUAUACCUGGAGAGUUCAAUGUUACCCUGCUGACAGGGGCCCCAAAUCCCAGAGCUGUUUAUUCUUCAAAGGCUGUUGGUGAACCGCCUCUUUUUAUCGGCUGUUCGGCAUUUUUUGCAAUAAAAGAGGCCAUAGCAGCCGCCCGUGAAUCGAAUGGUUUUAGCAGACAUUUUGUUUUGGAAUCUCCAGCUACAGCGGCACGAAUUCGUAUAGCUUGCCAGGAUCAAUUAACUGAGAAGGUGAGAUAA